AAGUAAAUCUUGAUGACUUUCUAUUACCAGAAGAAAUAGAAAACACUACUAAUCCUAUUCUAACCUUAGAAUCAGAAAUAGAAGACACUAUCGAUUUUAAUUUGACUGUAGAACCAGAAAUUGAAAACUUAGAAGACUCUAUUACUAUUUUCCUAACUAAUGCAUCUCAAACUAUUCAGCUAAUGACUAAAAGCCUAACCAACCUGUUUAGUGCUGGAAACUCGGAAAACCCAAAUAGACAAGAU
Messenger RNA from Cetraspora pellucida, 245 nucleotides. Lineage: Eukaryota; Fungi; Glomeromycota; Glomeromycetes; Diversisporales; Gigasporaceae. The record is from the annotation of a GenBank genome assembly.